This is a messenger RNA of Homarus americanus (American lobster), 3539 nucleotides long. RefSeq names its product zinc finger protein 441-like. Gene Ontology annotation, biological process: regulation of transcription by RNA polymerase II. Lineage: Eukaryota; Metazoa; Arthropoda; Malacostraca; Decapoda; Nephropidae. The record is from RefSeq and is a predicted model, not a curated record. The transcript has 2 exons. Gene Ontology annotation, cellular component: nucleus. The coding region runs from base 815 to 3421 and encodes 868 amino acids. Gene Ontology annotation, molecular function: RNA polymerase II transcription regulatory region sequence-specific DNA binding; DNA-binding transcription factor activity, RNA polymerase II-specific.
GUAUUCAAAGAGACAGAGAGAAAUAGUUAAACAAGGAUUACAAACUAACUAAUUUAGAGACAGACACACACAGUCAAAUACGAGAGUCAGACAUAAAGACACAGACGCACAUACACACACACACACACACACACACGCACACACACACACACACGCACCUGAAACCCCGGAAACUGCAAUAUCAUGGAAAUAUAUCACUUAGCUGUGUUCAUGCAGAUAAAACUAGCGCUGUUGUGUUGCGCGAUACAGCUGUGUGGAUGAAUCAUGUCUGCCACCGCCUUCAUCACUUGCUACCUCCCGGCCAAACAAACUGUUAACCACUCAGUGUGUGUGUGUGUGUGUAAGGCAGCCAUGUGCUCUUCCCUCCACUUAGUCUAGUGAUCAUUGAUGUCUUGCGUUGUGUUUAGGAGUCUCCCGUCCAAGAAACCAAGAGACACGGGUACAUUUUCUCAGAUGGUCAAACGCGGCUGGCUCAUUCCUCGACGUAAACACAAAUAAGUAGUUCAAUCUCAGCAAUCUCUUGUAAAUAUUAAUAUAGCUGUGAUUUCUAGGCUCUUACAAGCUCUAGAACAACAGACAACACUGGCGCUAGAUUUAUUUUCGGAAGUCAUCUGUAAACUAUGUAAUCAUUCGUAAGACAUCAGCAGCAACUGAAGUGAAGAAGCUAAGGUGUUUGUGUGAAGACCACUGUGUUCUGGUAGACAUUAACCAGCUGUGGACAUACUCGCAAUAAAAGGAAAACUACAUAUGUUGUUAAUAAGAUAUAUGCUUAAAUUUACUAUAGUAUAUGUGAUUUGCUUAUAAAUUCAUCACCAUGGCACCGAGUGUGAACGAUGGACGUUUUAUAUCACAGAUCAAAUUGGCUGAAAAUGGUGGCAACAGCACAAAUAGGAUGCCCGGUGUUGUUGUUACGUGUACGAGUAAGACAACAAACGAUGGAUCCUCUCCCGUAAGCGGUGAACCUAAGAGGAAGUUUAAGUGUGAACUGUGUGGUAGAAUUUUCCUCAAACGAUGGCACCUGAUCUACCACAUCAGGAUGCACACAGGGGAGAAGCCUCACCAGUGUGAUAGGUGCGACAGGGCGUUUAGGCAGAAGGGGGACCUGAACCGACAUUUGACGGUUCAUACAGGUGUCAAGCCCUAUAAAUGCCAUGACUGUGGUAAGGCCUUCAACCAUAAGAGUAAUCUGGUCCAGCACACCAGACGACACACCGGGGAGAGGCCUUACCAGUGUCGUGAGUGUAAGAAAUCCUUCUCCAGAAAGAGUGUUUUGAUACAACACAUUUUCUCACACACCGGAGACAAACCCUUUCGCUGCGACCACUGCCAGAAGAUAUUCUCCAGUAAAGGCGCCUUAAGAAAACAUGCUUGGCAACAUAAUGGAGGAUGGCCGUACACGUGUGGCAAGUGCAACAAAGGGUUUUCCGACAGGACGCAUCUGACGACCCAUAUGAGGAUUCACAGUGGUGAGAAGCCCUAUGAGUGUGAGAGCUGCGGCAAGACCUUCUCAGAUAAGAGCAACUUAGGUCGCCAUGUUAAGAUCCACUCAUGUAAUCCAAACAACACUUGUAAACAACGUAAAACAUUUUUCAAUGGGAGGAAGAGUAAGGAUUCAGACGACCCUCAAACGUUAACUAUUCAUCAUAAGUGCAGAGACCAUUUCUUUGAAACUAUGACGACCCAAAAACACGACUUUACCAGAUAUGUGUGUGACGUCUGCAAGAAAGAGUUCGCCCUGAAAAGUAACCUUGCCAAACACUUCGUUCUCCACACAGGUGAGAAGCCAUACAAGUGUAAUGAGUGUGGGAGAGAUUUUGCUCAUAUGAGUAACAUGACGAGACACCGCAAGACACACCUGGGCGAGAAGACCUUCAAGUGUAGGCACUGUUGUAAGAAGUUCACUCGUAGCAGCUCUCUGAAGAACCACCUGGAGACACAUGUACAGCCGCAUCAUAUUAACGAACUAAAGAACCUGGAGCCUAGAGGUACUGUACAACCCGGGAAUAGACGUCAUACUAGUUCUGAUCAUAGUACUAGUUCUGAUACUAGUUCUGAUCAUAGUACUAGUUGUGAUCAUAGUACUAGUUCUGAUCAUAGUACUAGUUCUGAUCAUAGUACUAGUUCUGAUCAUAGUACUAGUUCUGAUCAUAGUACUAGUUGUGAUCAUAGUACUAGUUGUGAUCAUAGUACUAGUUCUGAUCAUAGUACUAGUUCUGAUCAUAGUACUAGUUCUGAUCAUAGUACAAGUUGUGAUCAUAGUACUAGUUGUGAUCAUAGUACUAGUUCUGAUCAUAGUACUAGUUGUGAUCAUAGUACUAGUUGUGAUCAUAGUACUAGUUGUGAUCAUAGUACUAGUUCUGAUCAUAGUACUAGUUCUGAUCAUAGUACUAGUUCUGAUCAUAGUACUAGUUCUGAUCAUAGUACUAGUUCUGAUCAUAGCACUAGUUCUGAUCAUAGUACUAGUUCUGAUCAUAGUACUAGUUCUGAUCAUAGUACUAGUUCUGAUCAUAGUACUAGUUCUGAUCAUAGUACAAGUUGUGAUCAUAGUACUAGUUGUGAUCAUAGUACUAGUUGUGAUCAUAGUACUAGUUGUGAUCAUAGUACUAGUUCUGAUCAUAGUACUAGUUGUGUAUCCUCAGCAGGUAGUUUUGGUCUCAGAAGAGGAAUAACAAACAGGACAAUCACCCAUCCUAGCUUCACGUCAACUCAGGUACAGGAAUAUUUAACGACACAGAAAGAUGUUACAGGAAUCCACAACCAGCAAGAACUACAGUGUGCUGGGAGGAGAAUGAAUCAUCCCAUGGUGACUAUUCCCAGAGCAAAUAUUCUACAGCUUAAAUCAGAGACACAAGAUGGUUAUCACGACACCUUGAGAAGUGAAACACAACUCCAGGGUCACUUUAACCUUCAGCAAAACAUGGACCAGUUCUUGUUCACUACGUCAAGGACAAAUAUCAUGCAAGUGAAAUCAGAGAGAGAGGAUAAUUACAACAACGUAAGGAACACACAGCGGGGAGUGACUGCCUUAACACCUCAACUAACACCCACUGUGUCACACCACGCCACGUCGCCCUUCCAUCCCUGGACAAUAGACAAUAUGAGGAAACAAUAUCACAAUCCUCUGGUGAAUAACACUUUGGAAAAUCACUGUCAUAAUCGAUUUCAGAACACAAAUGAACUUUAUAUCGACAAGAUUCAGAGGGAAACCGAAAAGGUGUAUAAGAAUACCAGAGUUAAAGCAGAAAAUGACUGUGUAUAUAGAUUAGACCUGAGUACUACUAGGCUGGCUGGGAGUGAAGAGUCUCUUCACCAUAAUAACUGGAUCGAUUUCUCGACAUCAGUGAAAACAGAAUCUGAAUCUAAUAUGAAAAUGGAAUUAGAGUUGGGUUCUGAGGAAUAUUAUAACCCAAAUAUAUAUUAACUAUUGUGUAAAGUUGGUGUUUCUAGUCAAAACCUUAUAUGAAUUUAUAUAUUUACUGUUUUUGUAAUUCGUAAUCUUCUUUGAAAUUCAUAAUGUAAAGAAAAUUGUUAAAAAGUAU